Prosopis cineraria is the source of this 793-nucleotide messenger RNA. RefSeq lists its product as uncharacterized. The coding region runs from base 254 to 454 and encodes 66 amino acids. The record is from RefSeq and is a predicted model, not a curated record. Lineage: Eukaryota; Viridiplantae; Streptophyta; Magnoliopsida; Fabales; Fabaceae. The transcript has 2 exons.
AUGAAGCCGCAAUGCCGCAUGGAGUCCGAUCCCUGGACAACUUCUAACCUUAUUUCUCGCUCCGAGGAAGAAGGAAGGAUCGGCGUGCCUUAAAUUCGCGGCUUCCUGUCUCAUUGGCCCUUCCAAUUUAGUUCUCUUAUCACAAACCUUCAAUCCUUGAAAAAUCUUCUUUUUUCGCUGCGUCUCAGGUUUAAUUCCCAUUUUCUGCGCUAUUCUGCUGCACUUUCCGUAUUGAAUUGGUAGUCUUGGAGGUAUGGCAGUAAAACCAACGGUUGCAUUGAGGGCUAUACUUGUGGGAGGUGUAGCAGCUUUUGCUAAAAUAGCAGGGGUAAUGAAGGCUGCAGGUGGUGCUAAGAUGGGUGUAGCCGCUGCCGCCAUGACUGCAGCAGCAACUGCAGCUAUAGCAGGGUCAAAACAGGACCAGAAAGAUGUUUCUCAAAGCACUCCGAAAUGAUAUCUACAAUUUUGUCUCUCUUUUGGUGGAAGCUGAUGUUUUGUCUGCUGGAAAAAUUAUGUAGCUUAGUUGCCUGUUCCUGGAGUUUUAUGGGAACAGAGAUGUUGUAUUGUAUUUGCUGUUGUAGUCUGAAUGGGUAGUGAUGCAAUAAGCACUCAGGGGGAACAUUGUUUUCUUCCUCUAAGAAAUUUAGGGGUUUUGAUUGUUUUCUAGUUUAUAAACAGCUGAAAGUAGUAAGGGCACCAGGAGAUCUUAUUUUUAAAUCUCUGCUCCGUCGUGUUGUAUUUAAAAGGUAUUGUUUGACUUAUGGUUAAAAAAAAAAAAGGGUAUUGUUUGACA